CUGCGUUUACUUGUAGUGGAUUGUAAAGCGUGUUUUCGAGUAGAGUCAACUUUCAUGCUUCGGUUAUGCGCCCGGCUCGUGUUAGGUGGAUAGUGUGUUUACAAGUACUUAUCAUUGGACUUUACACCGAUCUCCGAACUAUUUGGUGCAUUUAUCCUGAUGAGCAAUUUAGUGUCCCCAGGCGAUUGGAAGAAACGGUGUGGCCCGAAAGGCUCCCUCUGUGGAUGGAACAAAAAAGGAUUUAUUCAGGUUACCACCCGUAUGUGAAAAAUGACCAGCUGUCGCAACCGUACCAGGAUAUCGAAUUGACCUCUGACAAGACAGAUCAUGAGCAAAAGCAGCUUGCAAGACUCCGUAGAGCAAUGAGUGUAGACGAUGUGCCAUACGAGCGAUUCCGUGGUGAAGGUGGUUUUACGGACAUGCAGGUCGGGAUGACCAACCCAGCGAAGCGUGCAGAGCUUGGCCUUGCUCCCGGGUACAGACGUAACUCAGCCUGGUUCCCGAUCGCGAUCGGAGUGACGUGCUUCUUGCUCGUGGCAUUAGCAGUUUUCGGAACCGUGAUGUACUACUACAGGGUUUAUGUGCCAGGAACGAAUAAAAUGGAUGCUUUUAACAAAUUCGGCAGCCAAAACGGGGGAUCUGAAGGAGUCGCAGAAUGGACCGUUUUGCGACCUGCUGGUAGUCGCACGGAUGGUGAUCGAAAGUUGGCUCAUUCAGCCCAGAUGUAUCAUUAUCAACACCAGAAGCAACAAAUGCUGGCUGUGGAACGCGCGAACGGUCAACUCCGUGGAAGCGAAGAUGGAAGCGAAUCUGAUACAGAGGAGGCGGAUUUCACGGUUUAUGAAUGCCCCGCUUUGGCUGAGGUGAGUAAUAUAUCUGAGUGCACUGCUAUCAUCUAUUUGUAG
Molecule: messenger RNA, 905 nt
Organism: Dicrocoelium dendriticum
Lineage: Eukaryota; Metazoa; Platyhelminthes; Trematoda; Plagiorchiida; Dicrocoeliidae
Source: the annotation of a GenBank genome assembly